CUGAGAUAUAAACAAAUAGUACCCAAAUGCAAAGACAACAGAAAUAGAAAUAGAAUAGAAAAGCAUUUGACUGACGUCUUGCUUUUCGCCUUGACUUUUCCUCACACUGAUUGCUUUAGGCUGGCAUGGGAGGGGGGCGCUCCAGCAGGCAAAAUAGCGGACGGAAUUUUAGCAUAGGAGACCUGGUGGAAGUGAGCAGCGAUGAAGAAGGGUUUAGAGGCGCAUGGUACGAGGCCAGGAUCCUCAAAUCACUCUCUUCUUCAAGAAGCUGUUACUCUAAAAGAAAAGCCGAGGCCUUGGUUCAGUAUCGUACUCUACUUUCAGAUACAGAUGAGAAGAAGCCAUUGACGGAGUACGUUGAUUUUUCCUUCAUUAGGCCUUUCCCUCCGGUUCCUAGUACUAUCCCUGCCUUUGAACCACUUGAUGUCGUUGACGCCUUUCACCGUGAUGGCUGGUGGAAGGGUAUCGUCACUAAAGUUGAUGUUUUUGAGGAUGAUAAGACCAACUCAAAGAAGUACACUGUUGUUUUUGAAAACCCACCCGAACAAUUUCAGUUUCUCUCUAAAGAUUUGAGGUUUCAUUGGGAUUGGAGUAAUGGGGCAUGGUCUCGACUCCAAAGACAAAAGAGAAUGGAAGGAUUAAGGUUUAGUAAAGGGAUGGCUGUAGAGGUGAAUCUUGACAAAGAAAACUUAGAAGAUGCUUGGUUUCCAGCAACUGUUCUUGAGGAAGUCGGCUUCAAUUCUUUCUUGCUAGAUUGUGGCAGCUCAAAUGGUCAUAUUAAAGAAACUGUUGAUUGCUUCCACAUCCGCCCUCCCCCUCCUAAGUUGUAUAUUACAGAAUUUGAGAUCUUGGAAGCAGUUGAUGUUUUCCAUGAGUCAAGUUGGAGGGAAGCCCUCAUUAUCAAAAUUCUUACAGAAGGAAGGUACAGUGUCUCUCUAAAGCAUGCAGAAAAGGAGAUGCAGCUGAGUCAAUCUGAAAUAAGGCCACAUCUCUCUUUGAUGGAUGGUGUAUGGGUUAAUCUUGCCAGGGAUAUAUGUAUUGCUGUACAAUAUGAAGAGAAGAGAUUAACAAAUGCUGACAGCAAUGCAGAAGACCAUGAGGUAGCUAUAAGUGUUGAGAGUUCAAUCAGAGCGAUGAAUGAGAUUGAAGAGAAAUCUUCUUGCAGAAAAUUAAGCACAGCAAAGGAUUACAGAGAAGAGAAAUUGUUUUGCAAAAAGUCAAGGAAGAAUCCAUUAGAGCAGUCAAUGGCUUGUAAUGCACAAUCACCAAGUAAGAAAGUAAGGAAGACACCACCUAAAGGUGAGGAUGCACUUUCAUGCCCUUCCAAAAAGUUGAAAAAAGCAAACUCUGUCAAACCCUUGUCUUGCCAAGCAUGUCAUGCAGAGUUGACGCCAAUCAAGACUAUAAACCAAGAAAUGCAAACCAAUUGCUCAACCGAUCUCCAAAAUAAUGUUGAUCCUAGUCCACAAGAUGCUUUACUGGAGAAUAAAGUGACAGGCUACAUGGAGAAAAGGGAAAGACAGAUGAGUUCUAAAGUUACAAGCCAGUGGGUUCCAGCAGUAGGCAGAGAGGAAAAGACAAAAGGAGACUUGGCUGAAAUCCUAGUUGAAAUUGAGCACAUGGAAAAAGAUGCUCAUUCUUCCUUUUCCUUAGUUGAGGGGACGAGGGGCCUCCAUGCAGAAAACGGUUACCAACAUUCUGAUGAGGUGAUUAAUCAGAAGAAAGAAAGUAGUGUGAUCGGGCAGCAGAAAGAAGGUGAACAGAGCAAUAUAGCUGGAAAUGGUACUAGUGAAAUUGACUUUCAAGAUUGUGCAACUGAAGAGGCUGAAUUGUCUACAGUAAUCAGCAUGGAGCAUUUAGAUGUCUUGACCGGAUCGUCAGCCAUAGUUUCUUUGGAAAAUCACAUGGCAAAAGAAGUUAGCAUGGCUGCUGUGAUGGAAUCCUGUAACACUCAAGCUCUAUCAACAUGCUUUCCAGAUGUCUUGACCGGAUCGUCAGCCAUAGUUUCUUUGGAAAAUCACAUGGCAAAAGAAGUUAGCAUGGCUGCUGUGAUGGAAUCCUGUAACACUCAAGCUCUAUCAACAUGCUUUCCAGAUGUCUUGACCGGAUCGUCAGCCAUAGUUUCUUUGGAAAAUCACAUGGCAAAAGAAGUUAGCAUGGCUGCUGUGAUGGAAUCCUGUAACACUCAAGCUCUAUCAACAUGCUUUCCAGGUAAAAGAGAAAGAAAAGUAGAAAAUUUCAAGCAAUCUUCAGUGAUAAAUGUUCCAGAAGCCACUGAGCUUGUGGAGAAUCUAGAGAUGCCAUUUCUUAAGAGCUCACUUAUAUGGAAAAACAUUGAAUCUCUAGAAGUUUUCCAAGUCCUGCCACAAAAACCACAUUUCAGUCCUCUGAUUGGACAUAAAGAGGCGAGCCGCGAAGGAAUGGCUAUGGGUCAUAUGUUGAGCUUUGCAGUUCUGAUAGAGAAGAUGUCCAAGUUGCGAGUUGAUGAUGGUAGAGAAGUUUUCGAGAGCUAUAUGGAAGUCCUUGCUGAGCUUGAAAUGCAUGGAUUUGAGGUUAAGGCAAUAGCGGAGCGCCUUGAGAAGUUGCUGUCAAUCAAAGAUAGGUGCAAACGGCUAGAGGAUGAGGCGAAGAAGGUCCACAUUGGGAUGGCAGAGGGUAAGAAUGAGAAAAUAAAAUUGGAAGAGGAUAUUGAUAAAAUUGAGAAGCGGAUAAGCCAGUUAGAAGAGCAACGGGCAAUGAAAGUGUCGAUGAAGAUGAUGAAAGAUUCUGAACUCAUCACUCUGCAGGUGAACGCUAAUGCUGUGAAUGAAGAUAUUUUGAAUAUGGAGCAUGAAUUUGAAAACGUAGCUGCUGCACCUUGGUAACCGACGUCGUUUCCUAAAUGAUCCUUUGGCCCCAAGUGAAGUGAUUUUUCGCUAGAUACAACCAUCAGAAUCGGAUGUUUAUAUUCUCCUCCAAACAUAAAAAAAGUGUUUAUUGUGGUUUGGCUACUAUGUUAAUUGAGUUAUUAUGGGCUGGACAAAUCUUCCUUUAAUUCUAAUGCUAUUGCCAACUCCUUUGGGAUUAAAAUGAAGAUGGCUCAUUUGCAAUCCUGUAAUUUGAUAAGAGGGCGAAUUAUCACUUAAUAUAUCACAAAAUUUUCUUCUCUA
This is a messenger RNA of Ricinus communis (castor bean), 3149 nucleotides long. Its product is annotated as DUF724 domain-containing protein 6. The record is from RefSeq and is a predicted model, not a curated record. The transcript is spliced from 11 exons. Bases 126 to 2864 code for a protein of 912 amino acids. Lineage: Eukaryota; Viridiplantae; Streptophyta; Magnoliopsida; Malpighiales; Euphorbiaceae.